Helianthus annuus (common sunflower) is the source of this 709-nucleotide messenger RNA. Its product is annotated as autophagy-related protein 8C. Lineage: Eukaryota; Viridiplantae; Streptophyta; Magnoliopsida; Asterales; Asteraceae. The coding region runs from base 139 to 507 and encodes 122 amino acids. The transcript has 6 exons. The record is from RefSeq and is a predicted model, not a curated record. Gene Ontology annotation, biological process: cellular response to nitrogen starvation.
GUAGUUUCCUUGUACACUUGGAAAUCCCAAAACUUGCAUCUUCUCCUUCCUUGCUUGGCCCCUUUUAAAUAAACCUCACACAGUUGGAUCACACACAAUCAAUCCAUCGCUAUCUUAGAAAGCAAUCAGAGUGCAGACAUGGUCUUUAAGCUUCAACACCCACCAGAAAAGAGGCGGGCCGAAUCCACCCGUAUCAGGGACAAGUAUCCUGAUCGAGUACCUGUGAUUGUCGAGAGAGCUGAAAGAAGCGAUCUUGCUGACAUCGACAAAAACAAAUAUCUAGUACCAGCUGACUUGACGGUAGGUCAGUUUGUUUAUGUGGUUCGUAAAAGGAUCAAACUUAGUGCGGAGAAGGCUAUAUUUGUUUUCGUCAAGAACGUGUUACCACCAACUGCUGCUUUGAUGUCUGCAAUUUACGAGGAAAACAAGGAUGAAGACGGGUUCCUCUACAUGACCUAUAGUGGUGAAAACACAUUUGGAUAUCCAGUUAACCAAGAUAAUGCAUGAACAUACAAUAUCCAAAUUCUUGUUGCAGAUGUAAAUACACUUUUAUAUUCUGGUUCAUUCUUCCCAUUUUAUGUCUGGCACCUUCUAAUGCCUAUGUAUAUCUAAAUGUGACAUUUAGGAUGAUGAUAAUACCAUUAUAAAAAUGUAAACAACAUUCUUGGGCUCCAUUAUAAAAAGUUCUCAACCCCAUCUGUUAUAAUUA